Magnolia sinica is the source of this 1228-nucleotide messenger RNA. Its product is annotated as pyridoxal kinase. Gene Ontology annotation, molecular function: pyridoxal kinase activity. Gene Ontology annotation, cellular component: cytosol. The transcript is spliced from 13 exons. Gene Ontology annotation, biological process: pyridoxal 5'-phosphate salvage. Lineage: Eukaryota; Viridiplantae; Streptophyta; Magnoliopsida; Magnoliales; Magnoliaceae. The coding region runs from base 85 to 1101 and encodes 338 amino acids. The record is from RefSeq and is a predicted model, not a curated record.
CUGGGCCGGAGUAUCAAAGAUUUUUUUUCUUCUCCCUCUUUUACUUCCGAUCUUCUCCAUCUUUCCCUCCUUAUAUGAUAUCAUAUGAUGCGCUGCCUUCGAUCGAGUCGUCUCAAGUCGGCGACUAUUCCAAAACUCUGUAUUUCAAGAUCGAAGUUUGAGACGAAAUCGUCAAUGGCGCCUCCAAUCCUUUCACUCGUGCUUCCAUCUGAAACGGGUCGCGUUCUCAGCAUCCAAUCUCACACCGUACAGGGAUAUGUUGGCAACAAAUCAGCAGUCUUUCCUCUCCAACUUCUGGGCUAUGAUGUGGAUCCAAUCAACUCAGUGCAGUUCUCUAACCACACAGGAUAUCCUACGUUUAAAGGCCAGGUUCUGAACGGUCAACAACUUUGGGAUCUUAUAGAAGGCCUUGAAGCAAACAAUUUACUAUACUACACUCAUUUGUUGACCGGUUAUAUUGGUUCUGUUUCAUUUUUGGACACCGUAUUGCAGGUUGUGGAUAAGCUGCGCUCGGUUAAUCCACAGCUUACAUAUGUUUGUGAUCCAGUCAUGGGCGAUGAAGGAAAAUUGUAUGUCCCGCCUGAGCUAGUUAAUGUAUAUCGGCAAAAGGUUGUCCCAGUGGCUUCAAUGUUGACACCUAACCAAUUUGAAGCGGAACAGUUGACAGGGUUUAGGAUUAAUUCUGAAAGUGAUGGCUUGAAAGCUUGCAACCUUCUUCAUGCCACUGGGCCUUCAAAGGUAGUGAUAACAAGUGUUCAUGUAGAAGACAGCUUUGUCCUCAUUGGUAGUCAUCAGAAAGUAAAUGGUCAGCCACCUGAGCAAUUCAAGAUCUUGAUACCCAAAAUACCUGCAUAUUUUACAGGGACAGGUGAUCUAAUGACUGCACUUUUACUAGGAUGGAGCAAUAAAUAUCCGGAUAACCUUGACAAAGCAUCAGAGCUUGCUGUGUCAAGUCUGCAGGCACUGCUCCAAAGAACAGUAGCGGAUUACAGAAGUGCGGGAUUCGAUCCUCAAUCGAGCAGUCUAGAGAUCCGAUUGAUUCAGAGCCUGGACGACAUCCGCAACCCACAGGUCAAUUACAAGGCUGUGAAAUAUAAUUAAGAGCGAGAGAUGCUGGUCAAUUUAAGUAGUAAACUGAAAGAGAAAAAAAGAAGCAAAAAGGGCAUGUCUUUAAAUUAAAAGAUUAUCUUACUACUGUUCUUGAAUAAAUGAUUGAAUUUACAGACCA